AAAAAAACCUUUUGAUUUCUCUCUAAAAUGUAAUAGCCACAAGAAACUGAGAAAAGCGCCAUUUCUGCCUGCUUCUACUUCGGUCAUUUUGAUAAAAAAAAGUUUCUUCCUUUUUUCGGGUUUUUUCCACUCUUUACGUCCCACCUCUUACCUCUUUCUCAGCUUCAAUCCCUCGAAUCGCCGAGUAUAUACCGAAACACGAGUCAAUUUUCCGAUCAAUUCGUAAAACCACCACCGGUUUUACUCUUUUUCCGGCGAGUAUAUGGCAAACGACGGAAGUGGCGGUUAUAACGACAACAACGUAGACCCAUUACUCCAAUACAUGAUUAGCCCCAGGAUGAGAAAACCGACCCCGAUUCUAUUCCCUUUACCGGAAGACGGGGAAGUCGCGAUUCCGAUUCCGAUUCCGAUGCCGAUGACACCGUCGGAGUUCAAAGACCGUUUAAUCUUCGGACCCUUCUCACUCUCGCCGCGAGAUUCGUCUCAGUACUUCGAUUCCCUCUCUCAGAAACCCUCACCGUCCUCUCCCUCCGCCUCCGCCUCCGCCUCCGCCGCCGCCGCCGAUACGUUCUCCGAUUCCUCAACCCUAGAACCUCUCCUCCCGCCACAUCACCUCGAGGGAAAUCCGAACCACUCGUACGGCCACGCACUCCACCGAUCAAAAACCGCGCCAGCAAUGGCCGUAAUCAACGAUCUUCAUCACCCGAUUCGCCAGCAGAACAAUCUCGAUUCGUCACGCUCCGUCGUAAGACAAGCUUUCGCUCUCCUCGUUGUCUAUCUCUCCUUAGGUGUGCUCAUCUACUGGCUGAAUCGUGAUCACUACGUAGUGAGUCAAACCCAUCCCGUCGUUGAUGGGUUAUACUUCUGCAUCGUGACAAUGUGCACGAUUGGUUACGGAGACAUCACUCCGAACAGUGUGGUCACUAAGCUCUUCUCCAUCAUGUUCGUGCUCGUUGGGUUUGGUUUCAUCGACAUCUUGCUUAGCGGGAUGGUCUCUUACGUGCUUGACCUUCAAGAGAGCUACAUGUUAGACUCUGCUAGGCGGAGAGAAGAGCCGGAGAAAGGGAGGUCGUAUAUAAUCGAUGUGAAGAAAGGUAGGAUGAGGAUUAGGUUGAAAGUGGCCUUGGCGCUUGGUGUUGUGGUUCUGUGCAUCGCCGUUGGUGUUGGGAUAAUGCAUUUCAUUGAGAAAAUCGACUGGCUGGAUUCGUUUUAUCUCUCGGUCAUGUCGGUUACUACAGUGGGUUAUGGAGACAGGGCGUUUAAGACGUUGCCCGGUAGGCUUUUCGCUGCGAUAUGGCUGCUUGUGUCUACGUUAGCCGUGGCUCGUGCGUUUUUGUUUUUAGCUGAGGCGAGAGUGGAUAAGAGGAACAGAGAAAGGGUGAAGAAAGUGCUUUGUGAGACCAUGUCUGUGUCUCAGUUUUUCGCUGCGGAUAUCGAUAACAAUGGAUGUGUGAGUAAAGCGGAGUUUGUGAUUUACAAACUGAAGGAGAUGGGGAAAAUAACCGAUAAGGACAUAAAUCCAAUCUCCAAACAGUUUGACAAACUCGACCGAUGCAGCAACGGGAAGAUUACUCUUGUAGAUCUUUUAGAUAGUGGCAGUGACGUUUGAUCUUCUGCAAACUUUUUAAUUUAGCUUAGUUUACAGUUGCAAAUCACAACCUGAUCAAACGAUGCUUGAUGAUGCUAAUGAUAAUGCUAGGAGUCCAGUCUCUGGUUUACUUAAACCGGAUUUGGACCGACCUUAAUAAUGUCUUUGGUCUUGUCUUGCAUAAUUGGUUAAGCAGCAAGAUCCACUGAUUCAUAUGGAUUCGAUUCAUAUCACUAAAAGAGUAAAAGUUACCCAAGAUGAUGAUGUGGAGAAAUUCUGGGUUCUUCUUAAACGGUUUGAUCUUGUGCCAAAUGGUUAUGUCAUCGGUUGACUUUGGUAUGAUGGUUAGAUAUGAUGGUUAGAACGAGUUUUUAAAGAAUGUUGUCAAAUUAUCAGCUUCAUCGAUUAAACAAAUUUUUAUUCGGAUGGUAGCCAAAAAUGUAGUUCAUCAUGUAUAGCCAUAGGAGGAUAUCUCAAUAAUGAAAA
This is a messenger RNA of Thlaspi arvense, 2074 nucleotides long. Lineage: Eukaryota; Viridiplantae; Streptophyta; Magnoliopsida; Brassicales; Brassicaceae. The record is from the annotation of a GenBank genome assembly.